AAAGCCGGCAAUUAUUGAGGCAGAAAUUCAGCAAAGCAGAAGAGACGUGUUAGCAAACAAGUCAAAAGUGUCAUCCAUGCAGUGCCAAGUGUUUAACUGGUGCAGGAACAUGCCAACAGGUGGACAGGUAUAUACUAAAAGCAUGGAAAUCUCCCCAUUGUGGGAGGGGCAGAGACACAAACUGCAGGAAAUCUCCCCAUUGUGGGAGGGGCAGAGACACAAACUACUGCAGGGAAAUCUCCCCAUUGUGGGAGGGGCAGAGACACAAACUACUGCAGGAAAUCUCACCAUUGUGGGAGGGGCAGAGAUACAAACAACUGCAGGAAAUCUCACCAUUGUGGGAGGGGCAGAGAUACAAACAACUGCAGGAAAUCUCCCCAUUGUGGGAGGGGCAGAGACACAAACUACUGCAGGAAAUAUCACCAUUGUGGGAGGGGCAGACACAAACUACUGGAGGAAAUCUCCCCAUUGUGGGAGGGACAGAGAUACAAACAACUGCAGGAAAUCUCCCCAUUGUGGGAGGGGCAGAGACACAAACUAUUGCAGGAAAUAUCACCAUUGUGGGAGGGGCAGAGACACAAACUACUGCAGGAAAUAUCACCAUUGUGGGAGGGGCAGAGACACAUUACUG
Messenger RNA from Staurois parvus, 631 nucleotides. The record is from the annotation of a GenBank genome assembly. NCBI's taxonomy places the organism in Eukaryota, Metazoa, Chordata, Amphibia, Anura, Ranidae.